CAUGCACCGACGCCCUUAGACAUUUCCUCACUUUCGCACUUCUUCAUACCCUUCCCCUCCUCUGCGCGACCCCCCGGCUUCCUCCCUUCCCCUCUUUCGGAAGCAGAGAGAGAUGAUGGAGUUGUUUCUAAGUUGCAUGGUCCUCUUUGUGUUAACUUUAGCAACACUUGGCGCACACUGGAUCUGGGUGGUUUCAUCGAGUAGAGCAGGUUCCAAACUCCCACCAGGCCCUUUCCCUCUUCCCAUAAUCGGAAACCUUCUUGCACUGGGCAAAAAGCCCCACCAAUCUCUGGCCAAACUCGCCGAGACUCACGGCCCAAUCAUGACUCUCAAGUUCGGCCAAGUAACCACCAUAGUGGUCUCUUCCGCCGACAUGGCCAAAGAGGUGCUCCUAACCCACGACCACUCCUUGUCGUCAAACCGUGUCAUUCCACAGGCCGUGCAGGUUCACAACCACCACAACCACAGCAUUACCUUCUUGCCCGUUUCACCUCUCUGGAGAGACCUUAGAAAAAUAUGCAUCGCUAAUCUAUUCUCCAACAAGACUCUUGAUGCGAGCCAAGAUCUCAGGCGCAGCAAACUGCAUCAACUCCUCCACGAUAUCCACCGAAGCAGCCUAGCUGGUGAAGCGGUGGAUGUUGGAAAAGCAGUUUUCAACACUUCCAUGAAUUUGCUUUCCAACACUUUUUUCUCUCUAGAUUUGGUCCACUCUUCUUCUUCUGCUGCUGCUGUAGAUUUCAAGGAUUUGGUGCUCAAAAUCAUGGAAGAGAGUGGUAAACCAAACCUCGCUGACUUCUUCCCUGUACUCAAAUUCAUGGACCCGCAGGGUAUCAAGACUCGCACCACUGUUUAUACCGGCAAGAUCAUUGACACCUUUCGCGCUUUGAUUCAUCAGAGGUUAAAGCUCAGAGAAAACAACCAUGGCCAUGACACCAACAAUGACAUGCUAAAUACCUUGCUCAACUGCCAAGAGAUGGACCAAACCAAAAUUGAACAUUUAGCUCUGACUUUGUUUGUUGCGGGAACGGAUACGAUUACAUCUACGGUAGAAUGGGCAAUGGCAGAAUUGCUCCAAAAUGAAAAGGCAAUGUCAAAGGCAAAGCAAGAGCUGGAGGAAACCAUUGGCAGAGGAAAAGCGGUGGAGGAAUCAGAUAUUGGUAGGCUUCCUUAUUUGCAAGCAGUGAUCAAAGAAACCUUUCGAUUGCACCCUGCAGUCCCAUUUUUGAUUCCCAGGAAAGCCAAUGCAGAUGUGGAAAUCAGUGGUGGCUACACAAUCCCAAAAGAUGCACAAGUGUUUGUCAAUGUGUGGGCUAUUGGAAGAAACUCAAGCAUAUGGAAAAAUAAUGCAAACGUGUUUUCACCGGAGAGGUUCUUGAUGGAUUCGGAGGAUAUUGAUGUCAAAGGUCACAGCUUUGAGCUUACCCCGUUCGGUGCUGGGCGUCGGAUUUGUCUUGGCUUGCCGUUGGCCAUGAGGAUGUUGUAUUUGGUGUUGGGUUCGCUAAUAAACUGUUUUAACUGGAAACUUGUUGAAGAUGAUGAUGUUAUGAACAUGGAAGAUAGCUUUGGGAUAACUUUAGCAAAGGCUCAACCCGUUAUACUCAUUCCCGAGAAAGUGCAUGGUGUCAUCGUGUCAUGAAUGAUGCACAUGCACACUGAUGAAUAAAAUAAUAGUAACUGUAGUAUGCGUAUAUAUAGGACGUAGACACGUAGUAUAUAAUAAUAGCAACUGUAGCAUGUGCACAUGCACAUGCACACUGUUAAAUGCAGUGCUAGUUUACUACAGCAGCCGUAUCGUGUCGAAACCUCCCCAACCCAAGUACUGUAAUAAUUUGGCAGAUUCAUGCUUUGCUUUAAAAGCUUGGCAGAUUCAUGCUAGUUUGAAGUAAUUAAUUAAGCUAAGGUUUGUUCAUUA
Molecule: messenger RNA, 1912 nt
Organism: Glycine soja
Lineage: Eukaryota; Viridiplantae; Streptophyta; Magnoliopsida; Fabales; Fabaceae
Product: geraniol 8-hydroxylase-like
Exons: 3
Coding region: 113-1636 (507 amino acids)
Molecular function (GO): heme binding; oxidoreductase activity, acting on paired donors, with incorporation or reduction of molecular oxygen; monooxygenase activity
Source: RefSeq, a predicted model, not a curated record